Molecule: messenger RNA, 429 nt
Organism: Exophiala aquamarina CBS 119918
Lineage: Eukaryota; Fungi; Ascomycota; Eurotiomycetes; Chaetothyriales; Herpotrichiellaceae
Exons: 2
Coding region: 1-429 (142 amino acids)
Molecular function (GO): carbon-sulfur lyase activity
Source: RefSeq, a predicted model, not a curated record
AUGCAACUCAACGGUACAUGUCUAUGCGGCGAUGUCGGCUUUGUCAUCCGCGGUGAACCGAUGAACUCAGUUCUUUGCCAUUGUAUCAACUGUCAAAAAUCCAGCGGUUCCUCAUUUCAGGCUAAUCUACUCUUCAGAUCCGAGCAAUUCGAGCUCUUGAAAGGUCACAAUGGCAUAUCUGGAUAUCGCGACAGCAAUACUGACGCAAAGAACACCGUACUGCGGUCAUUUUGCAGGAAAUGUGGCUCCAAUCUGUUUUCGGUCAAUCUGGACAAUCCGUUACUCAAAGAUGCCAUCUUCGUCAUGUCGGGUUGCCUUGAGGAGCGGGCAAGAGCCCAAUUCCAGCCGAAGCAAGAGUUCUAUUGCAAACAACGCCAGCAAUGGAGUCCCGUCGACCCUCGAACGGAGAAAUUCGAGGGCAUGUUUUGA